Molecule: messenger RNA, 849 nt
Organism: Solanum lycopersicum (tomato)
Lineage: Eukaryota; Viridiplantae; Streptophyta; Magnoliopsida; Solanales; Solanaceae
Product: mediator of RNA polymerase II transcription subunit 20a-like
Biological process (GO): regulation of transcription by RNA polymerase II
Cellular component (GO): mediator complex
Molecular function (GO): transcription coactivator activity
Source: RefSeq, a predicted model, not a curated record
AUGGACAACAUGUCAAUCAAAUGGGUUUUGUGUUGGCAGCCAAAUGCAGGUACAACAAUCAAUAGUCAAAUACUGAUAGAAGUAUCUAAUUGUGUUGAGAGCAUUAAUGGUGUUAAAGAAGGAGGAUGGAAAAAUACCUUUUGCUUCUAUAAGCCCAUGCUCAAAGAACAAGAAAAUGAAUCACAAUUUCCCCAACAAUUUUUGGGGGCUUCACUUCAAGAACAGCCCGACAAGUUUUACAUGGCACUUAGUAGGAAACGACUGAUUGCGGAAGAAGAAUCAUCAAUACAAACGAUAAUGGAGAACUUACAAUCUUACAGAAUAAAAUUUGCACUUAAUUGUGAGGGGUUUCUGUAUCGACUUGGUGAUUUCCGAGUGCGAGUAGGCAAAGUUGUUCCAAUAAAUUCUGAGAACUUGAGGGGAAUAGUUAUGGAGUUUGACUCUGUCUCGAGGGACUGUCAUUUUUCUGGGUAUGAUGAUGGGGUCAACCCGAUUUCUUCCCGUGCAUUUCUACAAUCUACAUUUACUAUGACACAUGACGAGGUAGAUAGUAACCCAACGAUUAGUAAAAGUAUAACAAUAUCUUUUCAGGGCAAAGAGAUUGUUGAAGCUCUAAGUCUUGGUAACUUUUCUCUGGAGGAUGAGGUUUCCAUUCCAACAAGUGCGAUGCAUUAUGUUGACGUAUAUCUUGAAGCUGACAAUGGAAAAUGUAUUGAGGAAUUCGACUGUCAACAUAAGUUGAGUCCAUUUCCAUUUGCUUUUGCUGGUGAUUUUCUGACUGUAACCAUUCCAGUAAUUGUGAUCCUUCUACCUGGGAUCCAGGAAUACAUUUUGAGUUCAAAGCUCUAA